Molecule: messenger RNA, 3349 nt
Organism: Haliotis rubra (blacklip abalone)
Lineage: Eukaryota; Metazoa; Mollusca; Gastropoda; Lepetellida; Haliotidae
Product: E3 ubiquitin-protein ligase TRAF7-like
Molecular function (GO): zinc ion binding; protein binding
Source: RefSeq, a predicted model, not a curated record
GUGUCAAUAUAUCGCCAAACCACACGAGACUUCCUAUCGCGGAAGUGCUGUUGAUGAAAGUUCGGAAACUUUGCUGCAUGCCGAUCAACACACGGGAAAGACACCUUAAUUCGCAUGGCAACGCCGAGCAGAGGAAGGGAACUUAGGUUAGAGUCAACAUCGUCGCAAGGUAGUCAAAGCGUGUAUGUUGAAACCACGUUUAGCGCAGGUAGUGCAGUGUCUCCCAUAACCAAGAUACGUGUCAAUGAUGAUCAUGACAGCGCCUUCGGGUCCGUGGACUACUCCACUCCAACCACGUUCUCCCAUGCUGACAGUAUCGAGUCCAGUGGGCUUCCAGGGGGGCUGCAGAUCCCGAGUCCAGGACAUAAAAGGUCAGGGUCGAAUGUCUCUAACCGAUCACUAAUGUACGAAGAAGAGGAAGAGGAGAUACUGGUCUUUGUUGACCCUCCAAACAAGAAGUUAUUUUGUCGUAGCUCAUGUGGGGUAUGUUACCUGUACAUUAACCUGCUUUCAAUGUGGGCUUUCAAGGAUCCUGUGAUAGCAUCAUGUGGGCAUACAUAUUGUCGGAAAUGCAUCGAUGGAAAUACAGAUGUAAUCUGUCCUGUGGAUAGUCAGAAGUUGUCUAUCAUGGUGUCCAACAUCGCAGUGUCGGAGCAGAUUGGGGAGAUGUACAUACAUUGUAAAUAUGGCUGCAAGCUGGCCGAGGAUGACCAGACCUAUAUUGUAGACCCGACCAGGUGCCCUGUCACGGUGAAGAUCAACACUAGAAGCGAUCAUGAAGCUGACUGUGAUUACAUGCCCGUGGAGUGCCCCAAUGCUGCAGGCUGCCCACCGUUGCUGAAGAAGGAUUUAGAGGACCACUUGAGAUCAUGCAACAAUGUCCGCUGCCCACAUCAAAAGUACAGCUGUGAGUUUUUGGGAACACAGGAAGAGCUUGAAGAGCAUAUGAAAGUUUGCAAGUUCGAUAGCAUGAAGGAGUUCCUACAGAGGACAGACGAGAGAAUGACCGACCUACAGUUCUCACUCAACCAGAAGGAUCAGGAAAUCGAGUUUCUCCGUUCCAUGUUGGGAAAGUUGUCUGAACGUCUUGAGUCACUGGAGAAAUCUGUUGAUUUGAAGCUGGGUCUGGUGGAGCGGACACAGAACAAGAUCAUGAAUGACAUGAUAGAAAACAGGAGAGAAUAUGCUGAUGUGGCAGACGAGGUGUCACAUUUACGGAACAGGCUGAAUCUUGGUGCUACUGCUGGAGCCUACGACCCUAUUUCCAUGUUCAAAUGUAAAGGCACAUUUGUUGGACAUCAGGGUCCUGUGUGGUGCUUAUGCCCUAUGGGAGACUACCUGUUCAGUGGAUCAUCUGAUAAAACAAUAAAGGUGUGGGACACCAGCACCAGUUACAUAUGUGUCAAGACAUUAGAGGGACACACGGGUAUUGUCCUGGCGCUCUGUACAUAUGGCAACAAGCUCUACAGUGGCUCACAAGACUGCAACAUUUUUGUGUGGGACACGGAGGAUACUUUUGAAAGCGUCAAUGUGAUAAAGGCCCAUGACAAUCCUGUCUGUACACUGGUGGCAGCACGGAACAUGCUCUUCAGUGGCUCACUCAAGGUUGUCAGGGUGUGGGACGCUGGAACAUAUGAGCUGAAACAGGAGCUUACUGGUCUGAACCACUGGGUGCGAGCUUUAUCCGCCACACAGGAUCAUCUGUUCAGCGGGUCGUAUCAAACAAUCAAGAUCUGGGACUUGGUUACCCUGGAAUGUGUGCGCAACCUCGACACGUCUGGCGGCAGUGUCUACAGCAUCACCAUCACCAACCACCACAUCCUCGCAGGCACAUACGAGAACUGUAUUCAUGUAUGGGAGCAUGGCACUUACAAGCAGGUGACAACGCUGAUGGGUCAUUCCGGCACGGUAUAUGCUCUUGCCCCUCUUCACACAGCAUCAGGAACAAAAGUCUUUAGUGCUUCCUACGACAGAUCUCUCAGGGUAUGGAGUAUGGACAACAUGAUCUGUACUCAGACACUGGUCAGACACCAGGGCAGUGUGGCCUGUCUAGCUAUCUCAAAGGGAAGGGUGUUCUCAGGGGCUGUUGACAGUCAAGUGAAGGUGUGGCAGUAAUCAGGACGGUAAUGAAGUGUACAAGUCAUCACAAGUGUUAUUUGUUCAGCGAGAUAGACAUGGAGGAACACCCAGAGCUUUUGAUGAGGAGCUAAGGAAGAAACAUGUAAACAGGUUACAGGGUACCGGAGGCAAGGAGGAAGUAGCAUCAUUGCUUCCAAUUAUGUGUGAAUGAGCGUGUGUUUUCAGAGCUUGUAUGGCAUGGAAUUUAUCUAAUUUUGCUUGUUCCGUUAUAAUUAGUACAGGUUUAGGUAGGACUGCAUGGUGAGAUGAAGCAAAUGCUGCACAAGGCCAUCACAGGUUGAUGUUGUUUGUCAUGGGAGUUGUUCAGGCAAUCCCUUGUGAAUUCAGGUUGAUGAUAAUUUGUUUCUUUUGUCUGGAAAUAAAUAUGGUUUCAUUAUUUAUUCUAUAAAUGUCAAUACAUUCUGGAUUUAAUUAAUUUAAUUAUGCCACCGUGGAUUCCAACAAGGAGCAAUGUUCUUCCCUCUGAGGGAAUCAGGAAUGGAUUAACUAGAUGCUGAUUGUGAACAGAACAAGACAUAUUAUUCCAUCACUCACUAAUGCCUUGUAGUAUAUCUGCUAACAUUUUCCGCAAUGUUUGGAAAUCUCUUCAAUUGUUCGUCACUUUGUAGUAUCAAUUCCUGAUGUGACAUAAAAUCGUAGCUCACCCACUCUUCUGUGUCAAGUCAACUAUGUACCUGGGCCCCAUUCCUCAAAGCGAUCAUAGCGCUACGACAGUCCUAAGUCUAUGUUAAAGUAUGGGAGUUACGAUCAACUUAGUGCUACGAUCGCUUUGAGUAAUGGGGCCCUGUUCUAUCAUAAUUGAGAGUGUACUUUGUUACAUAAGGGCACAAUACCCAUCAGUCCAAGCCAUCAUAAGCCAUGGUGAAUGGGAGUUAUGACAACCAGCGUUCUGAGACUUCAUGCAUGAACACAGUUCAUUUCUUGCAGUAUGAUCUUAAACAUUAAUGCAUCACCCACAGGGUUUCCAUGGUAUUAUCUCAGACUGUUCCUCCUAAUAUCAAUCACUGGUUUGUCUGGUUCUGAUUGUUCACAGGUUUCCACGAUAUAGAUGGAACAGUCUCAUAUACUUUGUAUUAUUAUCCACGCAGUCAGUGUAUAGGUACUUGCAAACUGAUCUCAUACGUCACACGAGUGUCGUAUCGCAUUGACCUGUGUCAUAACGACUUGACCUGAGAUUCUGACAAUUUGAUUGGAUAACCGAUGACCUCUC